Molecule: messenger RNA, 1638 nt
Organism: Funneliformis caledonium
Lineage: Eukaryota; Fungi; Glomeromycota; Glomeromycetes; Glomerales; Glomeraceae
Source: the annotation of a GenBank genome assembly
AUGGUAGAUAUUAUUGAAGUAUUUCAUCCGCUAUUUGAUACAUCAUUUAAAAUACUGGAAGAAGCCUAUCAAAUCUACCAAAAUGCAAAAUAUAAUAAAAAAAUAUGUUUAAUCUUAUACGAUAGGUUAGAAAGUGGCACACAAGCUUUGAAAGUCCUAAAAAGACAUCAGGAUGAAAAUUUAGAAAAGUUUAUGGAUGAAAAUUUUUACAAGAGUUUUCUACGUUAUCUAGGAAUUGCCACCGAGAUUAAAAAUCUUAUCAAAGAAGCAGCAGAGGUUGGCGGUGCGAUGAAAUAUAUAAGAGCGAAUUCUUUGAAAGGAAAAAUCGAUACACUUAUAAAAAGGUAUGAUGAAGCUUGCGGGGAUUUAAAUUCGGCAAUCAGUAUAAAUAAUUUCCAAUCACUCGAUUAUAUCAAGAAAUCCAUUGAAUCUGACAAUAUAAAAACAAAAAAGCUGUUAAAAACAAUUAAGGGCGGUACAUUGGUGUCAGAUAUGGCCCAAAAAUUCCAUAAAGACCAGAGUGAUUUAAAUGAUUUCACGUACAAAAAAAUCGAAGCAAGUCAAUUAACGGGUGAAGAAAUGACACGCGAGAAAGUUUUUAAGAGAUCUUUGAACCGAACUCAACCGGUCGCAUGUGUCCCGUACAAUGAAUCCGAUUGGAAGAAAAAUCAUCUUAGAGCGCAUUUAGCGAUUCUAAGUAAAUUAUAUCCAUCGAACAAUAUGAUAAGGUUCCAUGGAACUUCUUGUGUGGACGGAAAGGAUGUGAUGGUGUUUGAUUGGGCUGAUUUGGGGGAUCUGAAAACAGUUUAUAGCAGAUUUACUAUUCCAUGGAAUGAUAAAUUAAAGAUUGCACAUGAUAUUUGUAACGGACUUGUGUUUUUACAUGCAUGUUCAAUAUUUCAUCACGAUGUUAGAUGUAAAAAUGUCCUGAUUAUGGGACCAGAUUUUACAAAUGCAAAACUUGCAAACUUUGAUCUAAGUAGGGAACAUAAGCAAAGAAGUAGUAAUGAAAUUGAAUUUGUAGGCGAAAUCCUGCCUUGGCUGGCACUAGAGAAGUUGAGGGAUUAUGAUGACUGUAGAAAUGUUAGAUAUACACACAAAUGUGAAGUAUACAGCGGUAAACGUGAAAAAUUUGAUUAUGUACACGAUCAUUUACCACCGCUUGAUAUUCGAUUUUGUUUUGAGUGGAUAAUAAAAUCAGCGUGGCGUCAAACACCCUCGGAACGUCCAAAUAUGACCGAUAUACUCUCAAGACUAUAUGAUUUAUAUAGUAAAUACUUUCCGGAGCUUAAUUCGCAAGAUAACUUUUUGCUAGAUCUGAAUCAACCACGGGAUGGUUGCAAUAUUGAAAUCGAGAAUGAGCAUUUCGAUGACCUUGACACCAACGAAAUACCAAUGGAAGGGAAGUUUGAACCAAUACCAUCUCUGGAAGAAGGCAUAAAAUUCCAUAGACAAGAAGCUGCUGGGGGCGGUAAUUCUGUGGCGAUGUAUCAUUUAGGCGAUAUUUAUUUGAAUGGUAAAUUGGGCGAGACGAGAAAUGAAGAGAGAGCAUACCGUCAUUUUAAAUCGUCUGCAGUGAAGGGUUAUGAAAAAGCAAUCCGAAAGCUUGAAAAUUUACAAUUGAAUUUGUAUGAUUAA